CGGAACGGAAACCAGAGCAGAGCCGACAGAGGCAGGGGUGGGGGGGACAGGCAGAGAGACAGCGUGCAGCAGGAUGGGCGCUGCGCUCUACGAUGUGCAGUAACUGGGAUUAAACCGCCCAGACAGCGCUUGGAAACACUCGCAGCAGCAGGAGUAGUAGUGGUAGUAGUGGAGAGUAGGGGGAGCUCCGCCGCAUGUGCUCGUCUGUGUGCAGCCUGCAAGAACUUGCUUUGCUCCGUCCGCAGAGGAGAAAUCGACCCACCUCCACCCUCAAUGAAGAAAAGUAGCAGUCAUAAACAAAUACUGGCUCAUAUUUAAGCUCCGGGACUCGCAGUUGCAGCAACCCAAACCGACCUCUGACUCUCCUCUCACAUGCCAGCGGCGGUGUGGGAGAGAGAGAGAGAGGAGUGGAGCCGGGGGAUGUUUGAAUCACCUCGCUAAACUUGCAGAAAUACUACAAGGAAAAUAGAAGAAGUCUACGCUUGUUUUCCGUGGGGGGGGAAAAUUAAAGGAGAUCAGAGGGUGCCAUGGAGAGCCAAGCGGGCGAGCAGCACAGCCACGAGGACGUGCGGCGGAACGGAUACCUCCGCAAGCACAAGUCCAUGCACCGGCGGUACUUCGUGCUCCGCGCCGCCUCGGAGCGCGGUCCGGCCCGCCUGGAGUACUACGAGAGCGAGAAGAAAUUCCGCGGCAAGGCCCCCGUCCCAAAGAAAGUCGUGGCGCUGGAGACCUGCUUCAACAUAAACAAACGGGCCGACUCCAAGAACAAGUACAUGAUCGUGCUGUACACCCGCUCCGAGAGUUUCGCCGUGGCCGCGGAGAACGAGGCGGACCAGGACGAGUGGUACCAGGCCAUGGUUGAGCUGCAGUGUAAGAGUAAGAAUCCCUCUGAGGGCAGCACUUCAGGGGACUAUGGAGUGCCUAAUCCUGGACCUGCAUUCAAAGAGGUGUGGCAGGUGAAGGUAUGGCCCAAAGGCCUGGGUCAGGCCAAGAACCUGGUUGGCAUCUACCGCCUUUGCCUGACCGACAAGACGGUGAACUUUGUGAAGCUCAACUCUGAUGCCGCUGCGGUGGUGCUGCAGCUGAUGAACGUGAGGCGCUGCGGCCAUUCAGAAAACUUCUUCUUCGUGGAGGUGGGACGCUCUGCGGUGACAGGCCCAGGCGAGUUCUGGAUGCAGGUGGAUGAUUCAGUAGUUGCCCAGAACAUGCACGAAACCUUAUUAGAGGCCAUGAAGGCAUUGAGCGAGGAGUUUCGCCAACGCAGCAAGUCUCAGUCCAACUCCGGCCCUGGAGGAGGUGCUACUGCUUCUAAUCCCAUCAGUGUUCCCUCACGGCGCCACCAUCAAAACCCUCCUCCUAGCCAGGUUGGCUUCACCCGCCGGCCCCGAACCGAGCCUCCUGGAGGAGCUAACAGUGGCGCACCGGUCAACUGUGCCAAUGCUUCUCCCACGCCAAGGCAUAGCUUCCUGAGGUCUCGCACCGCAAGUGAUGGGGGGAAAGGGGAGGAUGGGACAGCAAGUGUCACACCAGUACAUGGCGUGAACUCCAGCCCCUCCACCAAUGGCUCCCGCUCCACUACCCCAAUCCUCAGAUCAAAAUCAGCUCGUUCAGCCCCCACCACAACUGCUAAAACUCCUCUAGGGUUGAUGCGCUCCAUCUCGACUCCAGCUCCUUCCCCAGCCCCAAGUCUCUCUUCUAGCUCUGGUCAUGGCUCUGAGUUUGGAGGUGUAGCAUCUUGUGCUGGUGCUGGUCCGGGAUCUGGAGCCUAUAGUCAUAUCCCCUCUCAUCGCGCCUCUGUCUCAGGCUCACCCAGUGACUAUGGUUCCUCAGACGAGUAUGAUUCUAGUCCUGGAGAUCACACGCUCUUGCCCUCUCCGAAUCUCCCUGCAAGCUCUGUUGGUAGUGUCAGCAGCCAGUCCCUCAGUGAGGAUGGAGCCAACUAUAUCCUAAUGCGCCAACGUUGUGGUAGUGGUGCUGGCAACAGUAAUCAAGGAAGUGUGACCCCCAGCUCCCAGCCUGCACCAGGAACACCAACCUGUGGCUCCCAGCCCCAAACCAAAAGAGUUCUACGCCGCUCCUCCAGCCGUGAAUGUGAAGCUGACCGCAGGCUGCUGAGCAAGCGGGCCUCCUUACCACCUAUGGCCCUGGAAAGGCUGGCCCCGCGUCAGCGCAGAGCCGAGGAACCAGCAGAUGAAGACUCAGCCGAUUAUGCGAUCAUGUCGAGAAGCACCAGCCGAGAGUCUUUUACUUCCACCUGCUCUUCCACACAGAAGGAAUCUGGCAUGAGUGCUGGGUCAGCAGGGGGAGGAGGAGGGUACUUGGAUGUGGCAGGGGAGUUUAAAACAGAAGGCAAUGGAGGAGCAGGUGGAAGUUUAGAUUUAGGGGUGGACAAUGGGUACAUGUCCAUGCUACCUGGAGUUACUCAGCCUCCAACAUCCCUUUCCCAGUCAUUGGCUGUUUCGGUUCCCGACUCAGAUUCCAAACCUGCUGAUGAUUACAUGGCCAUGACUCCUAAUAACAGCGUGUCACCUCCACAGCAAAUUCGACCUCCACCAACUUCUGAUGGGUAUAUGAUAAUGUCCCCUAAUAGCAGCUGCUCCCCUGACCAGCGUGGAGGUCUCUCUGGUGGGGCUUGGGUAGGCAGUGGCAGUGCAGACAGCAGGGCAGGCAGUGACUAUAUGAACAUGUCACCAAUUAGUGCACGGUCUGUAAAUGGCAGUCCCCCACCUCCUGAGCACACCUCACAUUUGGAGACCAGUCCACAACAACAUGGUCCCAAGAUGGUGUACUCUUACUAUUCUCUCCCCAGAUCAUACAAGCAUAGCCCCUCUGCUGGACACUUUGACGAUGGGCCUGGACGAGGCGUGAGGCCCAGUGGGAGUUCUAGGAGGGGAAUGGGUGGUGGUAAACCUAUCAGAGGGCUUCAGGAGCAACCAGCAGGGGGCAAUGCAGUGGUUGGACGCCACCUGUCUCUCUCCUCUUCCUCGUACUCCUCCAGCUCAGCUAGCAGUGAAAGCCUCGGUGAGAGCGAGGACCGAAAUACCCAAGCACUGAGUAAACUGACCGGGGGAGCUCAGUCCAAGGAUGGGAGUAAGCUCCAGCAGAGACGGGGCUCUGGUGGGUUGUCCAAGCAGGGUAGCUAUACUAGAAGCAGACCUGUGAGCCUGUUUGUUGAUGUAUCCAAAGCUAACACCCUUCCUAGGGUUCGCGAGAACCCUCUGCCACCAGAACCUAAGAGCCCUGGGGAGUAUGUAAGCAUUGAAUUCAAGGGGGAGAAGUGCAAUCCGACUGGGGUAGGAGGAGGUCGUGGCAGGGGUCUAAGGCAUGGCUUAUCACUGCCUCAUGGCUCAAGCAGCCAGCAGACUCAACACAAGCCAUCCUCUUCUUUAGGGAACUUUAUACCCCUUUCCCAUAGCCCAUCUACCCCCAUCAGUCCCCCAACUGCCUCUGAAUAUGUCAAUAUGGACCUAGGCCCUUCUCCGUCACCCUCACCCCUCUCUCUUACCCCACUAGUUUUCCCUUCUUUCCACACGCCUCCCACACCCCCAACGCUUGCUCAUGCCCCUAAACCCUGUAAUGAGGGUAAUACUGGACCUCGUGAAGAGGAGGUUGAAGUAGCUGAGGCCUCACUUAGGAAGAGCAGAGAAAGCGUUCCAUCAGUGACUGAGUCCGAGUCCCCUACAUCCUGCGGAGACUAUACAGAGAUGGCCUUCAGCUUGAAUAACAACACUGUCCCACGGUCAUCAUCCAGUGUCUCUCCCAAAGUCCCUUCUCCCAGUAGGGGUGAUUCUUCUGUGCUGUCACGGGGUCUAGACUUUCCCCUAGCCAAAAUCGGGCCCAACCCAGACCAGGGGGCUAAAGUUAUCCGGGCCGACCCCCAAGGACGCAGACGGCACUGCUCAGAAACCUUUCUUGCCUCAACUUCCCUCUCCACCUCUACCUCGACUUCUUCCUCAACUGUGUCUCUCUUUCCAGAACACCAAUCCGUGGCCCGCCGGCUGGGCUUUGACAGCAUGCUUUGGGGGAAUGGUGCUGUGUCUGAUUCCCCCGCUCAAUUUGCCCUUCCUGGACAGCAGUCUCUUCCCACAAACAGUCAAACUUCAUCCACAGAGCAAGGCCUUAACUACAUAGACUUGGACUUGGCCAACAAGGAGAGCCCCCAUCUGGGACUGGACGGGCCCUCGGGAAACCAGGCGCCAUCUCGCCUUUUCUCUGUACUGGGUUCUGGUUCUGGGGUGGGGCCAGUGGGUGCAUCAGUCAGCAGCAGCAGCAGCAGCUCUAGCCUGAACACGUACGCCAGCAUUGACUUCUACAAAUCAGAGGAGCUGCGGACGCACCAAAAUGGAAACAAGGAGGGAACUGAGUGCUGAUGUCAGUGCAUCGUCCCCGGGGAAAACACAAAGCUCCGCCUGUUCAUUUUGUGGCAACCUAUCGCAUCAAGAGAGCAGCUGGAUCCGAAGCGGUCUUCAAGCACUUUGACAGAGACUGAUGGAAAACUUUCUUUUUUUUUUUUUUCCCCUUUCUUUCCUCUUCGCUUUCAUCUGGUUGGUUGUGGAAACCAACAGGGACGUGUGCCAAAUGACAUUCUUAAAAAGCUAUUUGCUGCUCUCAUUCCUUGAGUGAAACCGAGUCCGAGAAGGGUACAAAAAUGGAGAACAGUGUUUUCUUUUUCUUUUUUUUCUAAUUGGAAAAGUUCUAAUCCUAAAGAGUGUAACGGUUGAUGAAAAUGAAAAUGUGUAGAAUUACACAUCUGCUCUAAAAGUGCCUCAUUUUCAGAUUGCAGCCAUUUUACAAAGAACUUCAAUGAAGCUUUGUGGGGUGUUUUUUUUUUGUUGUUGUUGUUAGUUUUUUGUGCUUGAUUUUAAUGUAGUUACAAAAAAAAAAAAAAGCGGGGAGCACUCGUGUGAGCUUUUACUGCAUUCAUGUCAUAAAGGAUAAGAUUUAAAGGUUUGCUGUGUGUUCACAGCAACUGUGUAGUUUAUGAUUACAGAGGUGCUCAUAUGUGGCUGAAAAACAUCACAUGUUUGGGCUCAUAUUCCCUGAUGUGAGUCUUCUAAGUUGUAUAAAAUAAAUAAAAACAUAUUGACAGUUCUGUGACGCUGAAAUGAAACACAGAAAAAAAUUGUGCACAGUAAAUCUGAUGUGACAUGAACGCAGCAAUUUCACUAAGGUCGCAGUCACACAAGCCUAGUUAGGGAAAAAUGAGUAUUCCACAACCAUCCAUCCAUCCAUCCAUUUUCUUCCGCUUAUCCGGGGCCGGGUCGCGGGGGCAGAAGCCUAAGCAGAGAAGCCCAGGCUUCCCU
Archocentrus centrarchus (flier cichlid) is the source of this 5303-nucleotide messenger RNA. RefSeq names its product insulin receptor substrate 1-B. Gene Ontology annotation, cellular component: cytosol; plasma membrane. The record is from RefSeq and is a predicted model, not a curated record. Gene Ontology annotation, molecular function: phosphatidylinositol 3-kinase binding; insulin receptor binding. Gene Ontology annotation, biological process: insulin receptor signaling pathway. NCBI's taxonomy places the organism in Eukaryota, Metazoa, Chordata, Actinopteri, Cichliformes, Cichlidae. The transcript has 4 exons. The coding region runs from base 528 to 4370 and encodes 1280 amino acids.